AUGAAAGAACAUGAUGAUAUUUCUAGGUAUGAAGAGCUCAGGAGAAAGAAUCUUGAAGACAACAAAGCUGUGUUGGCAAAGUUAAUGUCAGAUGUGAAAGGUCUUCUAGUCAAGCCAGUUAUUCCACCUAAAACAAAAAAGGGCAACAAGUUAUCUGAAGUUGAUUUAGCCCUUCGAAGAAAUCCAUCAAGACAUGCUCGAUAUACUCCCAUGCGUUUUGAACUACCUCGUACCAGAUCUAGAAGUGGAUCAGUGUCUUCGUCAGUUUCCUCGUCAUCAUCUGCCUCAACUCCAGCGUCAACACCAGAAAAACUUGUUGUGCGCUUUGGAUUCUUCAGAAAGUUUUUGGGUACAUCUGCAGAAUGUGGAUCUUCACUGGAUGAGAAUGAGAUUGAAGAUGACUUAUCCUUGCCGCAGCAGACGCGAAAGCCGCGAAUUCGUCAUGAAAUCAAGCCAGUGGAAGAUAUAACUGAAGCAGAUUUGGAUAUGGUGGCUACUGUUGUUUCGGAUAAAAAAUAUGACAGUAUCUAUGGCACCACCUGUCAUCAGUGUCGUCAAAAAACUGAUGACAUGAAGACAAUAUGUAGGUCAGCAGACUGCCUGGGAGUCAGAGGUCAAUUUUGUGGGCCGUGUCUCAGAAACCGUUAUGGAGAGGAUGCCAAAGCAGCUCUAAAAGAUCCAAACUGGAUAUGCCCUCCUUGUAGAGAGAUAUGCAACUGCAGUUUCUGUCGAAAGAAAAAAGGGAGAACAUCUACUGGAAUUCUCAUUCAUGUAGCAAGAGAGCAUGGGUAUCAUGAUGUCAAUUCAUAUCUCAGAGGACUGACAAAGGACAGCCAGCACUAA
This is a messenger RNA of Candidula unifasciata, 843 nucleotides long. Lineage: Eukaryota; Metazoa; Mollusca; Gastropoda; Stylommatophora; Geomitridae. The record is from the annotation of a GenBank genome assembly.